This is a messenger RNA of Lactuca sativa (garden lettuce), 10832 nucleotides long. RefSeq names its product A-kinase anchor-like protein. The record is from RefSeq and is a predicted model, not a curated record. NCBI's taxonomy places the organism in Eukaryota, Viridiplantae, Streptophyta, Magnoliopsida, Asterales, Asteraceae.
UGUAGGCAUAUCUCAAAAUAAAAACAUACCAAAACAUUUCAGUCAUUAUCUCACAGAAUUAAACUGUGAGAUUUUGCUUUGACUGUAUAUGAUCAAUGGCAGCAACCGAAAUUGAUAUUCCAGAUUUUUUAUCCUCAAAGAAAGAUGAAAGGGAAGAUUACGGUUUGUCAAGUGAAAUUUUGGAAGAAAAAAUUGCAGAAUUUUCUGGUAACAAAGUGAAGCAACUUGAAGUGGCAGAAAGUGUAAAUACAGAACAAAUGGAAACUGAGAGUGAAACUUUUUUCCAAGCACUCUCAGUACCCAUUGUCAGUGCUGAUGAAGGCACAACAGAAAGUUGCAAGGCUGUCACUACAGAAGAUCAGGAAGAAAGAAAGUCUACAAAGAUUGAAGAAGCCAAACCAUUUCAUGAUCAAAGUGUCCAGAUUGUUGCCUCUAAAGAAGAAACAGAGGAGGACAAAUCUAUUAAUUCUCAAGAGGACCAAAGAGAGCAAAAAACUGAGGGAAGUGUAGAGUCUUGUUCAGAAAUUAAGAAAGAGGAAGAUACUGAAGAAAUCAAGCCAAAUGUUGAACCAGAUGAGAAAAAGGAUAGCAUCACAGUGAAAACAGAACCUCAGAUAGAAAGUGAUGAUGGUAUAAAGGACACAAUAUUUGAAGGAGGCUUACAAGAAAAAACCUACCAUGGUGAAGGUAAUGAAGCUGAAGCUGUUAAAACUAAAGAGCAUAUAGAAGAUGAUGUUGAAGAAACGACCUUUCAACAUGCUACCACAGUGGCUUAUGUCGAAGAGGGGCAGACUUUGAAUGCAGCACCUAAAGAUAUCUCCAAGGAAGAAGAAGUAGAGGACAACAGAAUUGAUCCUCAAGAGGCAAUUGAGAAGUGUGAGAAUGGAGCAAAGGAAGAAAGAGAACAAGAGCAUGAGGAAAGUGUCGAUAAAUUUGUACAGUCUUCUUCAGAGAUUGAGCAAAAGGAAGAUACUGAAGAAAUCAAACCAAGUGUUGAAACAGAGGAGAAAACAGAAGUCAUACCUGAAGAUUGCAUCACAUCACAAACAGAGCCUCAUGUAAUAAGUGCAGAACAUGAAAUAAAAAAUGAUGAAGCAAUUCAGAGUGAAGAAACUGGUUUACAAAAAGUUGAAUAUAAAGAAGAGGUAAAGCAUUCUGAUAGUUCUUUAACAGAGAUCAAGUCUGAAAGCCCCAUUGUAAAAGAAGCAAGUGAAGAGACUGUUUCAGAGAAAACUGGAUAUGAAGAAGGGUUACAGCUUUCGGACAGUUACAAUAUUGCCCUGAAAGAGAAUGAAAUGGCAAGCAAAGUUGAAGAUGAAGAAAAGGAACAGGAGGACAAAUCAAGUGAUGCUCAAGAGGCAAGCGAGGAGUGUGUGAAGGAAGAAAGAGAACAAAAGUCUGAGGAAAAUGUCAACAAAAUUGUAGAUGAAGAGACCAGUUCGGAGAAAGUUGAAUAUGAAGAAGAGGUCAAACAUUCUGAUAGUUCUAAUGUAGAGAUCAACGAGAAAACACUACCGAUUUUAAGCAAAGAUGAAGAUCUAGAAAGGAAACAAGAGGGCAACACAUUAGAAAAAGACCAAGGUGAUGAUACUGUUACAAGCUCACAUGAUGCAACUUAUGAAGGAGGCUUAAAAGAAAGAGAACACCACAGUGAAGUUAACGAACCUGAAGUUGUUAAAACUAAAGAAAGUAUAGGGGAAGAUACUGAAGAAAUCAGAACUAGUGAAGAGACUAUCUUAGAGAAGGUUGAAUCUGAAGAAGGGUUACAAUUUUAUGACAGUUCCAAUAUCGCUUUGAAUGAGAAUGAAAUAGCAUAUGAAGAAAAGGAACAAGAGGUUUAUGUUUCAGGAAAAGGACAAGGUGAUGGGGAUGAUGUUACAAGUCCACAAGAUGCAACAUGUGAGGAUAUAAAAGAAACAACAAUUGAUGAACAUGCUAGUACCGAAGUGGCUCAUUUAGAGGAGGCACAGAGUCUAAGUCCAAUGCCUGAAGAGAUCCUCAAGGAAGAAGCAGAGGACAAACCAAGUGAUGCUCAAGAGGCAAGCAAGAAGUGCGAUAAUGAGGCAGAGGAAAAAAGUGAGCAAAAGCCUGAGGAAAUUGUCAACAAAAGUGCAAAGUCUUCUUCAGAAACAGAGCAAGGGGAAGAUACUGAAGAUAUCAAACCUAGUGUUGAAACGGAGCAACAAGCAAGCGAGCAGUAUGAGAGUGGAGCAAACGAAAAAAUAGAACAAAAUCCCGAGGAAAUUGUCAACAAAAUUGAAGAUACCGAAGAAAUCAAGCCAAGUGUGGAAAUAGAUGAAAAGGAACAAGUGAAGAUUACAGACUAUGAAGAAGAUGUGAUUGAAGUAUGUGCAGAAACUCAAUUAGAGAAGGGAAAUUUUGAAGGGGUAGAACCUUCUGACAAUGAUAAAGAUCAAGAAAAAGAAAAAGAACAAGAGUCCAUCAUUUCAGAAGAAGACCAAGGAAAAGAUGAUAUCACAUGCUCACAAGAUGCAACCACUAUAGAGAACUUACCUGUAUUUGUCAAACCUAGAGAGAAUAUAGACGAAGAUACUCAAGAAAUCAAAUCUAGUGCUGAUACAAAAGAUGAUAUAAAGAUUGAUGAAGAGGCAUUAGUGAAUGAUGAUGAUCAAACAAAGAAGUCUGAAAGCCCCUUGGUGAAGGAAGUAUAUGAUGCGACAACCUCAGAGAAGGCUGAAUCUGAAUUGAAUGAGAACGAAAUAGUGAGCAAAGAGGAAAAUCAAGAAAAGGAACAAGAGCUUAAAAUGUCAGAAGAAGUCCAAGGUGGUGGAGAUGAUGUUACAAGAUCACAGAAUGCAUCCAGUGAGGAUAUAAAAGAAACAACAAUUGGUCAACAGGCUACCCCAGUGGCUAAUAUCGAGUUCGAGGAGCAGAAUCAGAGUGUGAUUGAUGUUCAAGAGGACAAAAAAGAACAAAAGUCUGCAGAAAGUGACAACAAAAUUGUACAGUCUGGUUCAGAAAUUGAGCAAGAGAAAGAUACUGAAGAAACCAAACCAAGUGUUGAAGUAUGUGAAGAGGCUAGUUCAGAGAAAAUUGAAUAUAAAGAAGAGGUGAACUACUCUGAUAGUUCUAAUACAGAGACCAUGGUGAAGGAAGUAUGUGAAGAGACUGUCUCAGAGAAGGUUGAAUCUGAAGAAGGGUUAAAACUUUCUGACAGUGUUAAUAUCGAUCUGAAUGAAAACGAAAUAGCAAGCAAAGUUGAAGAUGAAGAAAAGGAACAAGAGGUUUAUGUGUCAGGAAAAGGUUUAGGGGAUGAUGUUACAAGUUCACAAGAUGCAACAUUUGAGGAUAUAAAAGAAACAACAACUGGUGAGCAUGUUACUACAGUGGCCUAUUUAGAGGAGGAACAGGCUCUAAACUCAACGCCUAAGGAGAUCCUUAAGGAAGAAGCAGAGGACAAAUCAACUGAUGUGCAAGAGGCAAGUGAGCAGGAUGAGAGUGGAGCAAAUGAAAAAAUAGAACAAAAGCCCGAGGAAAGUGUCAACAAAAAUGAAAAUGCUGAAGAAAUCAAGCCAAGUGUGGAAACAGAUGAAAAGGAGCAGGUAAAGAUUACAGACGAUGAAGAUGUGACUGAAGUAUGUGAAGAAACUCACUUAGAGAAGGGUAAAUUUGAAGGGGUAGAACCUUCUGACAAAGAUGAACAUCAAGAAAAAGAAAAAGAACAAGAACAAGAACAAGAGUCCAUCAUUUCAGAAGAAGACCAAGGAAAAGAUGAUGUCACUUUCUCACAAGAUGCAACUUCUAUACAGGACUUACCAGAAACAAAAUAUGAUGAUGAAGGUAAGGAACCCGAAUUUGUCAAACCUAGAGAGUAUUUAGAGGAAGAUACUGAAGAAAUCAAAUCUAGUGCCGAAACAAAAGAUGAUAUAAAGAUUGAUGAAGAGGCAUUGGUGAAUGAUGAUGGUCAAACAGAUAAGUCUGAAAGCCCCUUGGUGAAGGAAGUAUGUGAAGCAACAAGCUCAGAGAAGGCUGAAUCUGAAUUGAAUGAGAAUGAAAUAGUGAACAAUGAGGAAAAUCAAGAAAAGGAACAAGAGAUUAAAAUGUCAAAAGAAGUCCAAGGUGGUGGAGAUGAUGUUACAAGCUCACAGAAUGCAUCCAGCGAGGAUAUAAAAGAAACAAUAAUUGGUCAAAAGGCUACCCCAGUGGCUGAUAUCGAGUUCGAGGAGCCGAAUCAGAGUGCAAUUGAUGCUCAAGAGGACAAAACAGAACAAAAGCCUGAUGAAAGCGACAACAAAACUGUUCAAUCUUGUUCAGAGAUUGAGCAAGAGGAAGAUACUAAAGAAAUCAAACCAAGUGUUGAAACCAAGCAGCAAGAACUGUUGCAUGAUGAUUGCAUCACAUCACAAACAAAAUCUCAGGUAGAAAGUGAAGAACAUGAAGUAAAAAGUGACGAGCCUAUUCAGAGUGAUAAUGGUCAAAAGGAAAAUGUUGACAGCUCCCCAGUCAAUGAAGUAUGUGAAGAGACCAGUUCAGAGAAAGUUGAAUAUAGCGAAGAGGUAAAAGAAACAACAAAUGAGAAAGAAAUAGUGAACAAAGUUGAAGAUGAAGAAAAGGAACAAGAGGUUUAUGUGUCAGGAAAAGGUUUAGGGGAUGAUGUUACAACUACAAGUUCAAAAGAUGCAACGUGUGAGGAUAUAAAAGAAACAACAGUUGGUCAACAGGACACUACAGUGGCCUAUUUAGAGGAGGGACAAGCGAUAGGUUUAAUGCCUAAAGAGAUCCUUAUGGAAGAAACAGAGGAAAAACCAAGUGAUGCUCAAGAGGUAGCUUGCAUAUCAGCACAAACAGAAUCUCAAGAAGAGACCACGGAAACUGAACAAAAGAAUGAAGAGUCUAUGAAGGAGGUUUAUGAAGAGACUACCAAGGAGGUAUGCGAUGAGACUAGCUCAAAAAAGGUUGAAUCUGAACAAGAGGUAAAAGCUAUUGAAACUUUCAAGGAUGAAGAACAAGAAAAGGAUCAGGUUGACAUGUCAACAGAAGGUCAAGGCGAGGAUAAUGUAACAAGCUCACAGGUUGCAGCCUUAGAAGAAGACUUGCAAGAAAAGAACUACCAAGAAGAAGGUAAAGAACCUGAAGUUGUUGAAACGAGAGAAAGUGUAGAGGAAAACAUUGAAGAAAUCGAAUCUAGUAUAGAAACAAAAGAAAAUAUGGAGCAACAAGGGUUGCUGCAUGUCAUUACUACUGAUGUUUGCAGCUCAACAGAAAUAGAACCUAAAAAAGAAACUAUGGAAAAUGAAGAAAAGAUUGAGGAAGAUGCUAUAGUCAAUGAUGAGUUUGAAAGCCCAUUGGUUAAGGAGGUGUGUGAAGUGACAGGAUCAGAGAAGGCUAAACCUGAAUUGAAUGAGAAUGAGAUAGUGAGCAAAGAGGAAAAUCAAGAAAAGGAACAUGAACUCAAAAUGCCAGAAGAAGUCCAAGGUGGUGGGGAUGCCGUUACAAGUUCAGAAGAUGCAACGUGUGAGGAUAUACAAGAGUCAACAAUUGGUCAACAUGUUACCACAGUGGUUGAUUUUGAGGAGAGCAAAGAUGAUAGUGCAUUGACCAAAGAGAUCCUCAAGGAAGAAAUAGAAGACAAAUCAAUUCAUGCUCAAGAGGCAAGCGAGCAGUAUGAUGAUAAUGGAGCAAAAGAUAAAAUAGAAGAAAGUGCCAGCAUAAUUUUUGAGCAAGAGAUGUAUACUGAAGAAAUCAAACCAAGUGUUGAAACAGAUGAAAAGGAGCAACAGGAAGUAUGUGAAGAGACUGACUUAAAGAAGACUGUAUCUGAAGAAGGGAUAAAUUCCGAUAUGUAUCAGAAUGAGAAAGAAAUAGAAAUUUUAAGCAAAGAUGAAUAUCAAGAAAAGGAACAAGAGCUCAACAUACCAGAAAAAGACCAAAGUGAGGAUGAAGUUAUAUGCUCACAGGAUACAGUUGCAGCCUCUGAGGAUGUAUUUUUUGAAACUAGAGAAAGCAUGGAGGAAGAUAAUGAACUUAUAAGCACAAAUGUUAAAACAAAAGAAAAAGUGGAGCAAGGAGAGUUGCCACAUGCCAUCACAACUGAUGUUUUCACAUCAGCACAAGUGGAAUCUCAAGAAGAGAAAACAGAAACUGAAGAAAAAAACAAAGAGCCUAUUGAGCAUGAUGAUGAUCAAAUGGAAACGCCUCCUAUCCACUCUGUCAAAGAGGUAUGUGAUGAGACUAGUUCGGAAAAGGUUGAAUCUGAAGAAGGGAUAAAAGCAAUAGAAACUUUUAAAGAUGAAGAUCAAGAAAAGGAUCAGGUCAACAUGUCGGCAGAAGGUCAAGGUGAGGACAAUGUAACAACCUCACAGGUUGCAGCAUUAGAAGAAGACUUGCAAAAAAAGAACUACCAAGAAGAAGGUAAAGAACCUGAGUUUUUUGAAACUAGAGAAAGUAUAGAGGAAGACACUGAAGAAAUCAAAUCUAGUGUCGAAACCAUAGAAAAAAAGGAGGAUGUAGUCAAUGAUGAUGGUCAAACAGAAAAGUCUGAAAGCUCCCUGGUUAAGGAAGUCCAUGAAGUGACAGGAUUAGAGAAGGUUGAAUCUGAAUUGAAUGAGGAUGAAACAGUGAGCAAAGAGGAAAAUCAAGCAAAAGAAAAAGACCUCAAAAUGUCAGAAGAAGUCCAAGAUGGUGAAGAUGAUGUUACAAGCUCACAAAAUGCAUCCAGUGAGGAUAUAAAAGAAACAACAAUCGGACAACAUGCUACCACAGUGGUCAAUACUGAUGAAAGGCAGGAGCAGACAGAAAUGACUAAAGAGAUCUUCCUUGAAGAUCUUGAAACUGUUUCUGAGGUACAAAUCCCUGGAGUGGGGCUCGAGUCAGAAGAUUCAAACAUGAAAGAAGAGUGUCUUACAACAGCAACGCAUGUGGAUGAAGAAAAAGAAACAGAAACAAAAGAAGUUUCAAGUGCAGAGACAACAGAAAUUGGUGAAAACAAAUCACUGUAUGAAAAAGAGGAUGUUACACAAGAAAAUCAGCUUAAUAGCACCGAAGACUGCAGUGAGAUAUCAAAGGAUGUCAUCUUGACUAAAGAGAUUGAACAGGUACCUUUAGAGACACAAAAGGAAAAGGGAACAGAUGACCUCAAAGAACAGAUUGUUGAGGAAUAUAGUAAUUCCACAGAGCUACAAGAGAAAUCAACAGAAGAUCAAAAGGCACCUGUGAUAUCGUAUUCAGAUCCAUUAGAAAUCGAUGAGUCACCCAAACAGGCUCUUGAAUCUGUUUGUGAUGUACAAACCCCUGAAGUAGUUGUUGAUUCAGAAGACUCAAAAGUGAAAGAAGAGAGCAUUGUCUCAGCAACAACCGAGUAUACAGAUGAAAACAAUGGAGAGAAAGAACAUGAAGUUAUAGCUAAUGAAACUUCAAGUACAGAGAAUCUAGAACUACAUGGAGAACUCAAACCCAUGUCUAAGAUGGUGAUAGAAGAAUACCAGGUUAAGGAAACAAAGCCUCAACCAGAACAAUCAGACAUCACCCCUGAAAACAUCAUGGAGAAUGUCAUCUUGCCUGAAAAGGACUUAGCAGAUGAAAAGACAACAACAUCAGAUGAAAAGGAAUUAACCGAUGAGGUGUCGUCAGAGCUUGGUCAACCUAAAGGACAAAUUGUUGAGGAGAUACAGGCAGGUCCAACUGAAACCAUAAGUGAAACUAUAGAAGAAGAGGAAAUCACAAAAAAGGAUGAACAUUUAUCCCAUGACAGCAUAGAGAAUCCAAAUGACACUACAACUAAAGAAGAAAAGUGCUUUCAAGAUGCAAGAACAAGGGAGAUUGAACCUGUUGAGCAACAGAAUGAUGGUUUGGAUGAAGCAUCAAAAGAAAAAUCUAAGGAUUCAAAUGAAACAACAGAAGUCAAACCUCAAGAAGAUAUUGUACCCUCAAGUUCAUUAGUAACUACAACAGAAGAAACCCUUAAAACUUUGCCACUAGAUCUUGAAUCUGUCUAUGAUGUAAAAAUCCCUGAAUUGGUGCCCAAGUCAGAAGAUUCAAACCCGAAAGAAGAUCGUCUUACAUCAGCAACAACAACAUAUGUGGAUGAAGAGAAACAAACUGUAACAAAAGAAAUUUCAAGUGAUGAGAAAACAGAACAGACAACAAAAAUUGGUGCAGAUGAUUCAUUGUAUGAAAAAGAAGAUAUGAAAGAGGAUGUUACACAAGAAAAUCAGCUUAAUAGCACAGAAGACUGCAGUGAGAUGUCAAAGGAUGUUAUCUUGAAUGAAGAGGUGCCUUUAAAUAUACCAAAGGAAAAGGAAACAGAUGACCUCAAAGAACAGAUUGUUGAGGAAGAUAGUCAUUCCACAGAACUUCAGGAGAAAUCUUCAGAAGAUCAAAAGGAAACGGCACAUGUGAUACCAUAUUCAGAUCCAAUACCUGUUGGGGUCUCUGAGGUUAGAACUGAUGAAAUUUCAAGUGAAGAGACAACAGAAAGCAAGCAAGUUGCAGAACACCUUUCAAUAUCAUCUCGUGAUGCAGUUUUCAUUAAAGAGGAUCUUGAAGUAAUCAAACCCACAUCUGAAUCAGUGAUAGAAGAAGACGAGGUUAAGGAAACAAAUCCUGAACCAAAAAAAUCAGACAUCACCUCUGAAAACAUCAUUAAGUAUACGAGUGAAAAGGAUUUAGCAGAUGAGAAAAGAGAUAUAAAAGAGGAUGUUACACUUGCACCUGAAAAUCAGAUUGACAACACAGAAAAUCAAAGUGAGACAAUCAAGAAUAUCAUCUUGACUGACGAGGUUGUAGUGGAGACUGAAAAAGAAGAGGAAAAAAAUGAAGUCAAUGAACAUGUUUCUGAGGAAGAUAUAUGUCCUCCAGAACUCGAUAAGACAUCGACAUCAAAUCAAAAGGACCUAGAUGAUGAGAUAGAAUAUUCAAAGCCGAUACCAGCUGGAAACAAUGAAGUCAAAGAAGUGAAAGCAGAAAGCCCAACAGAACUAGAAAAUAUACAGUCUGCAGAAGCCCCUGAUCUUGAGUUUGAGAAGAAAGAAAAGGAUGAUGAACUUAUAUCUGAAAUACAAACUCCUGAAACAACUCUCAAGAUGGAGAUGGAGGAAGAACAUCCAGAAGUAACAAAUGACACGUGUCAAACACCUGUGGAUGGGUCAUUAAGUGAGAAGAAACUUGUGUCCAUUGUACCACUUGAAGAACUUGCAUCUUCAACUGUUGAAGACCAAACAAAAGAACUAGUACUAGAAACAGAUAAGACACAGGUUGACCACAGCAACAUAAGCAACAAGGAUCGGAAUCUAGAAUUCAUAGAGGAAGAGUUUCCAAAGAUUUUGGUGACAGAAGAAAAGACAUUGGAAGAAGAUGCAAACAAGGAGAAAGAAACACUAAGCGAAUCACAAGCAGAUGACCUCACGAAAACCACUUCUGAUUCGAUAUCAAGUCCUACAGAGCAAGGUAUAGAAGUUAGAUCUGAGGAGAGCAUCAGCAGAGGCUAUGAUGAUAUACACAAGUCUGAAGAAAAGCCAACUGAAGUUUUUGAAAUUGCAUCCGAUGUUGCUGAAAUAGUCCCUGAGGGUAGCAAAGUUUCUGAAAGUUUACCAGGAAAUGUUCAGGAAGCUUCCCCCAUGAUGCUUCUAGAGAAAAAUAACCCAGAAACUACUACUACCAUUGAGAAAAUUACACCUGAAGUUGCUGUAAUAGAUGUUCAAAAGCGUGAGAAGGACUUUGAUUAUACACCAGAAGCAAUAACUGUUGACGCCGUGAACAAUGCAGAAUGCUCUGAUAUUCAAAGUGUGCAGAAAAAAGAAGUAGAUGAAAACAUAGAGAGAGAAAUUCCAACUGAAAAGGAACCCUUGGAACUUGAUGCACCUGUGACUCCUGGUACUACAACUACAGAGGACUUGGAGAUUUCACAGAAACAUGUAACAGAUGACCUUAUAAAAAUAAGUAAAAUUCAGCCGGAAAUACAAACAUAUGAAGGUUCAGCUUGCACUGUGGAUAACCAGUCCUCAAAUAAACCACAUCUAGAUGAGAGUAUAGAGAGAAAGCUCUUAACUGGAAACAAAGAUGUGGCAAAUGAGCUAGGGGAGCCAACUACAAAGCCAUUGAUUGCUGAGGCAGAUGAUUUAAAAGCCACUAAAUCUUCAGGAACCGAAUCACAAUGCAGCAGUGAAGCUUUCGGAGAAGAGAAGAAAAUGGGAAAUGAAAAAGAAAAGUCUCAAACAGCCGUGGCUGAAAGCUUGAUUGAAGAAAGAGAGACAGCUCUGACAAAAGAUCAGCAAGUAGACAAAGAAGAAACUGGUGAGAAGGGAACAAAAACAGAUGAAGAGAAUGAAGAAGAAGAUGAAGACGAUAACCAAAUGAUUGAUGCUCCGGUUAUGGUAGAAGCAUCGAAAGACAUUGAAGUCAAGACUCCUAAGAAAUCUCAUAAUAUAUUGUCAGGUGUUGGGUCAAAAGUUAAGCAUUCAAUCGCCAAGGUGAAGAAAGCAAUAACUGGUAAGUCUUCUCCUUCAAAACCACCAUCACCAAAAGAGAAAGAUCAAGUGAGUACUUAGCAAGACAUAUCAGUAUGUAAAUUUUCCAAGAAAGAAAAAAAGCAACCGUGAUAAAUGGUUCAAAUGGAACUCAGCGCAUUACAUGCUUGAUGAAUGUGGGGAAAAAGCCUUUGAUUUCGAUUAAGGAUCAAGCCUAGGAGGAAGCAGUUGUUAGACGUGUCCCUUUUUUUAAGUAGAUGUAGAAGAGUGAGAUGAAUGCAGUAUUAAUUUGCAUAUACAUUGUGUGCUUGAGUGAAAUGUGUGAAACUAGUGUUUUGUAAAUUGAAUUUUCCUUAAAACUUAUGUGAUGACAGUCUAUCUCUCUUUCACAAAAAGUAUUCCAUCUUA